GUUGCCAUGAGGAAAGGUUAUGUUUGUUUAAUUUGAUUGGCUUACCGGUUGCAGGAACCAUACAAUUUGCCUCCUGAGAAGACGUAUCUCUUCAUGGAGCAAGGUCCCCCAACCGUAGCCAUUAUCAAACUAAACAUUGCCUUAUUAAAUUGCAUGAACAGUCGCCAUGCAUGGCAAACCAAGGCAACGUGGAGCAACCAUUACAUGGAAUGGUGGCUUUCAAAUUUAAAUGAACACAAUUCCAAAACAAUUUGCUUGCCACCAAAUUUCAACGUGGUCUUGGUUGGUCCAAUCGGUCUAGCCCAUAUUACC
Linum tenue is the source of this 312-nucleotide messenger RNA. NCBI's taxonomy places the organism in Eukaryota, Viridiplantae, Streptophyta, Magnoliopsida, Malpighiales, Linaceae. The record is from the annotation of a GenBank genome assembly.